AUGGGCGAUCGCGACACACCGAGCCACGGGCUGUUUGUGUCCGACCUUCCCAGUGACAUCACCGAAAAGGAGCUGGAGAGGCUCUUCGCGGGAUGCCACGGCUUCGAGUCUUGCAGGGUCAGGAAGGACAAGAAUGAGCACGACGUCGGGUUCGUGGAUUUCUUGGACACCGAGAGCGCCACCAUCGCUAAGGAGCGCUUCAAGGGCCACGUGUUCCGCGGACACCCAAUAGGUGCAGAAGCAACAGCAACAAGAACAACAACUGCCUCCUCCCCAAUAUGA
Molecule: messenger RNA, 282 nt
Organism: Ectocarpus siliculosus
Lineage: Eukaryota; Phaeophyceae; Ectocarpales; Ectocarpaceae
Source: the annotation of a GenBank genome assembly